Ictalurus punctatus (channel catfish) is the source of this 2255-nucleotide messenger RNA. It is a transcript of the gene kctd12.1, whose product is annotated as potassium channel tetramerisation domain containing 12.1. The transcript has a single exon. Gene Ontology annotation, molecular function: protein binding. Gene Ontology annotation, biological process: regulation of G protein-coupled receptor signaling pathway; protein homooligomerization. Gene Ontology annotation, cellular component: presynaptic membrane; postsynaptic membrane. The record is from RefSeq and is a predicted model, not a curated record. Lineage: Eukaryota; Metazoa; Chordata; Actinopteri; Siluriformes; Ictaluridae. Bases 254 to 1087 code for a protein of 277 amino acids.
GUGUGUGUGUGUGAAAUACAUUUACAAUGAAAUGUGCGAUGGCUUUCACUGACACACACCUGCCACCAGCAGGUUCCUCGUUUGUCGAUAGAGGGUUAAUCGAUCAGAGCUCCUCGGCAGUCUGUAUAUCUCCUCCCACGCACCCUAUUUAGUGAAACCCCCUGCCCUUAGCUCCACCGCUUUGUGCAAGGGGGGAAAAACCUCAACCUCACUCAGUUCACGCUUACGGAAAGCUCUAAUCUUUGCUGAAGACAUGGCUCUGGCGGAUCCACAGCGUGGAGUAACUAACGGUGCUGGCUCAGCGUUUUCGGAAAUUAUCGAACUAAAUGUUGGUGGCCAAGUGUACGUGACAAGACGCGCAACUUUAACCGCAGUACCGGACUCUCUCUUAUGGGGCAUGUUCAUGAGCACACCAAAGGACUUGGCGCGGGAUAGUAAAGGGCGCUUCUUCUUGGACCGGGACGGCUUUCUAUUCCGUUACAUCCUAGAUUACCUGCGGGACCUGAACCUGGUGCUGCCCGAUUACUUCCCGGAGAAGAAGCGUCUACAAAGGGAGGCCGAGUUCUUUCAGCUGCGAGAGCUGUGCAAGCGCCUGAGUCCUAAAAUGAGCAAGGACGACUCGGUUUGUGAAGAGAGCUGCUAUCAGAGCGAUUCGGAUGAGGUGAUGGCGCACGGUGCAGCGGUUUCCGCACUCAGCAUGACGCCCUUGCCCUCAGCGGAAGUCAGAAAGUCGGGCUACAUCACCAUUGGCUACAGGGGCUCGUACACAAUCGGGAGGGACAUUCAGACCGACGCUAAGUUUAGGCGCGUGGCGCGCAUCACUGUGUGCGGGAAGACGUCUCUCGCCAAAGAGGUGUUCGGGGACACUCUGAACGAGAGCAGAGACCCGGACAGGUCUCCGGAGAGAUACACUUCGCGCUAUUAUCUCAAAUACAACUUCCUGGAGCAGGCUUUCGACAGGCUCACUGAGUUCGGCUUCCGAAUGGUCGCGUGCAGCUCCACAGGGACGUGCGCUUAUGCGAGCAACGACCCGGGAGAGGAUAAAAUCUGGACGAGUUACACAGAGUAUGUGUUCUGUCGGGACUAAGACACAUUGGAAAUGUACAGCUCAAUGUGUAUUAUUCAUGUAGAAAUCUACAAACAAUAGUGUAUUAGGUUAUUAGAAGUGAACACUGUAUCACUGAGUUACUUCAACACUAUAGAUGCCAAUUCAUUGUUAUGUGAAUACAGUCCUUCACAUCACUUUAGUGAUUUACUAAGUUACUGCGUAGUAGUUUCAUUAUGACCACUAAAAUUCAGUAAAUACAUGACGACAGAUAUUAAAGAUGUCGGAUUAUUUCAUAUUGUCCACUAGACUUUAUUUACAGAAACUACACAGAAAAAUCCCCAGUGUUGAAUUUACACCCUACAGUGUUUAUAUAAGUCCACUGGACACAAAUGAACACUCUUGGUGUUAAUUCAACACUAGGGAUUUUAUUGUGUACAGAGCACACCAGAGGUAAUGGAACUAAAACAAUUUCCAAUUACAUUUUAACCAAUAAUAUCUUUAUGCAUGUGCUCUCAUGCUUGUAAAGAAUUUGAGUAACCUAUUUGAUGAUGCAACGUGUAAUAUGUAAUGUGUUUGAUGUCUGUUUUAGCACAACAUACUAAUUACCCAUUAAGGAAAUUACUGAUUAUUCAUUAGCAUGUGCUUUCCUCGUUUCGCAUUCCUUCACUGUAAACAUUCCGAAAUGUUGUUCUUGUUAGAAAUCAAUGAAUGAAAACUUUUUAAUAUUUAUGAAACGGUUUACUCAUGGCCACGUGUUUGUUAUUAUUAUUAUUAUUAUUAUUAUUAUUUUAAAUAAUUGCACACUGUGCAUUGAUAUCAUCAGCUUUCCUAGAUUUGUGAAAGAUGCAAUUCUACACCAUUGUAAAAUAACAUUUUUUCUCUCUCUCUCUCUCUAAAAAUGGUCCGAUAUGUAUGUUUGCUCUGUGGUCUGUUGCUAACUGAAUUAUGUGUACUUUACUCUGCUUUAUAGCCUUUUGUGGAAAACAUGUUUCUAGUGGGGUAUAAAGUGUUUGCUCCAGUUUGCUAAUCACCACAUCUGGUUGGAUUUUUCUAUACAGAAUCACUGAGCUUUACAGUACCAAAUACUAAUACCAAAACCAAAUUAAGUAAGAUUAAACCUUUACACCUGUAUAUUGGAUGUAUGGAAGACCUCUUGCAUGAUAAUGCCUUAGAUUGAACGUUUCCAUAAAGUAUCAACAACACUUUA